AUGUGGACAGUCGUCCGGCCGGUGGCUUUGAGUGUUGCAGCUCCUGUUUUGGGAGGCGGUGCUCGCCGAGCCCCAGCUGGCAUCCCCCAAGGGGCUGUCAACUGGAUUUGCGUUCCUCCUGCCUGCGACCAACAGUGGAACCCAGAUGUAGUCGAGGUGGUGGCACUCACACAAGAGGCCAAUCGCUUUGUGGCUCACAUGCAGGCCAACCCAGGGGCAUUUACCUGCAACCAAGCUGGAGUCGGAGGAGCGCUGGUGGAAGCGGUGCUGCCAGCGCCGGCAAUGGCUCCAGGAGGAGCAGGCGUGGGGGCUGGACUUGGAAACCCAGGGGCUGUAGGGCUGGGCUUGCCAGCCGCAGGAGGAGGUCCAUCCCCUUCCAAUGCGGAGUUGAAGGCAUUGGAAGCCGCGGUGACUCAGCUGCAGCAACUGGCUUUGGACAAGGACGACAAAAAGAAGAAGGACAAAGACAAGGGCAAGAGGCGGAAGAAGAGCCGCAAAAAGAGCAAAAAGUCCAAGAAGAAGAAGAAGAAAUCCAAGAGAUCCAGCAGUUCCAGAAGCAGCUCCUCAAGGUCAAGCCGAUCCAGGUCAAGAAGCUCCUCCUCGACCAGCAGCUCAAGUUCGGGCAAGGGCAAGCCGCUGAAGUGGAGGGAGCACGGAAAGGAUCAGAAGGUGAGCUACUCAGACUUGGCUCAUGUGGACCAGCUUCGUCUGAAGAAGCGUGGAGACCUUCUGGCGUUUGCAGCGAAGAGCCCAGGGGCUUUGACCGCCCAUUUCCUGGCAGGGAUUUACGCUCGGCUGUCGAAGGGCAGCAUCAGUCGAUCCAGCCAGCUGCGAGAGGCCAGUGCAGUGAGUUGGGCCCAUCAAUUCAGCGGUUUGUCAGAGGUGCGAGAUCAGAAAGAAGUUUUGACCCUCUCCGAGAUCCUCGAUCACAUCAACAGAAGGGAGAUUGCAAGGGCUUUGGAUGUGCUAUGUCAGAGGAUUGUGGCAAUUCAGCAAGCAAAGGCAAAAGGUGGAUCGUGGGAGAAGGCGGAGGCGUUGGAGUUGGUGACCAACCAACGGUCCUUGGCAGCCAGCAGCAUGCUGGAUUCUGGCUUCGAAGCUUUCUUUCUGCGGGCCAUGCGGGCCUUGGAGGUGGGUUUUGGUGCUGGAAUGGAAGGGACUGCUCUUAGUGACCGGUUCAAGUCGCUCAUGAAACAGCUGGGGGGCCUUGCGAGGCAUGACAAAUUCAAGGCAACUGGAAGUUUCAGCGGUUGCAGGGAGUCACCAUCACACGUGUUUCCUUUGACGCCUAUGUCACGGUCUGGCAAUUUCUUGAUUGGGCAUAAUGCUGAAUCGCGGCUUGACAAAUUGUGUCGGGUUGGAGGCAACGUGGUGGUGGCUUGCCUUAAUUGGAUGCAUGGAGGGCAGCCAGCACGGGAGGAUGAGCCUGUGUUGACUGCCGCUCACAGGAGAGUGCACUCACGGAUUGGGUGUGCUUUGGAGGCCAUGGUGAUGACUGAUGAGCCAAUGCUGACCCAAGAGGGGUUAGACCAGUUUUUGAGGCAAUCCGAGUUUUACUCCGGUGAAGGAGUGAGCUUAGCUUUGGGUGUGCGUGGCGGUGUGCCGGAGCGAGCUGCUGAUGUGCCUUUGGCAGAGCAUCUUUCGGUGCAUUUUCCAGGGAUGUCUAAGCAAGUGGUUCAGCCGAGCUGCUUGUUGUUGGCGUCUAGAAGGAGGCCUCGUCGUGUUAAGCGUGGCUUUGCAUGGCUGGCAGCGUCAUAUCCAGAGCUGGUGAAGAGGAAUGUCAAGGCUGGGCUUCACAAAUUCAAAAAGGAAUCCCAAGUUGCCAAGCAUCGCGGGGUUAAAGUUUUAGCCGGGGCAUUCGCAGUCAAGAAAGAUCUCCAUGAAGAUAGAGUUAUAACUGACCCUAGUGUUAACCAGCUCCUUGAUCCUGAGCGUCUUCCUCGUCCUAAGUUUGCCUAUAUCCCGGCUUUGAGAUGUUUGAGUGUGCCUCGAACGGGCGUCAUUGCAGUUUCAAAACGGGAUGCGCGUCACUAUUUUCACAGAUUGCGGAUAGGCAAGCGGUGGCAUCGAUGGUUGUGUGGCCCACCUAUAUCCAUUGAUGGACGUGCGGGGUCUCGGAGAUUGUACCCAGCAUCCUGCUCAGCCCCUAUGGGCUUUGGGCCACCAGCAGGAUGGGCACAAGGGCUGACAGAUGUAGUGACCUCUGAUGCACAACUUCCUCAAGACUGUCGUGUUCACCCAGAUUUUGUCAUACCACCUGGGCUUCCGGUUUGGGGUUCAAUUAUUGAUGAUAUUUGGGCAUUGGAACAUAGCAGCGAGGGGGAGGUAGCUAGCAUUGGGCCUGAGUGGUUGGGUCGGGCAGAGUCGGCGUGGGUUUUGCGUGGUGUGGCUCCAAAUACCAAUAAGUCGGUGGAUGGUGCAAGGGGUGAAGAGAUUCAAGGUUACUAUGUGCAUCCUACAGGGCAUUGGGUUGGCUUGUCUCUUUUCUUGGCAACCUACAGCUGGCUUGAACAGAUUCGCAAGGAGAAGCCGGGUGCAGUGGAACUUCCGCAUGAGGUGUUAGCACGUUAUUCAUCUCACAAAGGGGUAUACACCAAUUUGAGCUUACCCUGGUCAGUAGGUCUCACACAUGAGCACACGUGUCCUUUGCGUCGGGUCCGGUUGCCGGUGGAGAAGAUUAAGUGGUUUCAUAUUGGUACCCCAUGGGCCCCGUCCCACAUAACACUGGGAGAAGCAGAUGCGGUGACAUGGUGUGCAGAAGACCGACUGCGUAGGGCUUCAGAUGAUGGUUGUCGUUUUGUGCAUCCUUUAGAUUCAGCGGCGUGCGUGGGCGCUUUUUCCAAGGGAAGGUCAUCGUCAAUUCUCAUCAAUGCAAGGCGUCGCCGUGUGGCAGCAGUUUCUAUAGGUGGGGGGCAUGAUGUUUUCUACCCUUGGGUCCCCUCAGCAGAAAAUCCGGCGGACACUCCGUCGCGGUGGUUUGAGCCGUCGUCAGGAGAUACAUGCAAGAGUGAGUUGGCAGCAGCCGGUGCGGACUAUGAUUUGCGUGUCUUACCACCAUGGGCAGAGGGCUCAAUGUUUUUCAUUCAUUUGUGUUCAGGGCCUGAUCGUUGUCAUGACUUAGUUGAUAUGGUUGAGCAACAGUGUGUGAAUAUUGGGUGCAAUAUUGUUGGCAUUCGCAUUGAUCCUCUUGCGUGGGUGGGUGACUUGGACGAGCUAGCUAGCGGUGACUUACUCAAGGAGUCGGUGGGCCAUGGUUUGUUGCAGUUGAUCCAUAGUGGGUUGCUGGGUGAGAUUCGUUUCCGGGGUGGCUGGGUAGGGGACAUUUUUGCACAACUCCGGCCGCGAAGUAUCCUGAAUUUCUAUGUCAUGAGUUGUCCAACAUUUCUUACUAUAGGGAGCUUGAGGGCAUCAACGGCAGAGAAGUACCUGGGAGCUCUCAAAGGCCUCAACAAUAGUCUGUUGGAGCAUGGGCUUGUCUGGAGUAAGAUGAAUGAAUCUGAGCAAGACUCCUUUUUAGCCGAAUGGGUGUUAGAUGGCUAUGAGCAAGGUGAAAGUCGUAACAUGUAUGGGUGGGCUUUGUCAGCGGUGCAAAAGAUUUUUCCCCGAGUCAAGCUGAAGACAGCUUGGAAAGUGCUCGAUGUCUGGUCUAGCUUGGUGCCAGUGCGGCAGGCACCGGCUGCGCCGCCUGAGUUGAUCCAGGCAAUGGUGAUUAUGGCAACGCUUCUCAAUCGUCCUCAACUGGGCUUGCUCAUUUUGCUAUGCUUUGUUGGUUUGCUGCGAGUUCGGGAGGCUUUGGCUUUAACGCAAGCUGACUUGAUUCUGCAGACUGACUGCGUGGUGUUGUGUUUGGGCUUGACCAAACGAGGGAUGGAGCAGAAGGUAGUUCUCAACAAUGUCACAGUGGUUCACUUUGUGUCAGAUUUUUUCAAGCGUUUUCCUUCCAAACGUCAGGAUGCCAAAAUCAUAGAAGUUUCUUACUCCUCCGCUCUUCGGUGGAUCCGAAAGCUCAGCGCCUUGCUGGGUGCUGACGACCUGCAGCUGACUACUCACAGUUUUCGGCGCUCUGGAGCAUCUGAACUGGCAAGGCAAGGUGUUAGCUUGCAGGAUAUUUUGCUUUAUGGGCGUUGGCUAUCAGAGCGGGCGGCUAGGGAUUAUAUCCGAAAAGGGGAGGUUGCAAUUUUUCGGGCACGGCAAAUGCUCAAUCCACAAGCUUCUCAGCGUAUUCAAUCUUGGGCGAAACUGGGCGUUGGAUGCUGGCAAUGGUUUGAUGUUUUUUACGCAAAGCGUGAGCUGGUUAUUGAUGUCCGAAAAGUUACGGUUGAUAAGUUGUAUGCUGUGGAAAGAAUUCUGUUUUCCGGACCUGACGGUUGA
This is a messenger RNA of Cladocopium goreaui, 4371 nucleotides long. Lineage: Eukaryota; Dinophyceae; Suessiales; Symbiodiniaceae. The record is from the annotation of a GenBank genome assembly.